GGUUCCUCGAGUGUUGGCUGCCGGAGGGUGGGCAGGCUGGCGGCAGGUGCCGCCGAGGCCACCGCCGCAGCCUGCUCCGGGUCCCGGGUCUCCUAGUCCUCCGGUGGUGAUGAGCUGGACUCCGUCGGGGGCUGCACCUGCUGGCUGCCCAUCACUCCGAGCCUCCCGGCGUGACCUCGGCCUCCUAUCGUGCCCGAUCCCCGCGGCGUGGUGCUGCCCCUGAGAGGGAGCGGCAGCGGCCUCCUCCGCCCCGAGUCCUCGCUUGGGGGCCGCGCAGGAAGAGCGCCCGGCUCCCUCCCCUCCCCCGUCCGCUGUCCUCAAUGUCUCCCCGGCGGGGAGGGGGCUGCCUGGGAGACGCGCUGAACGGCACCCCCCGGAGGCCCGUCGGCCGUAGCAGCAGCGCCCAGCCCGUCGCCCCGCAGCCUUACCCCGCGGCGGCGGCGGCCUGGAGGAGCCGCGCACCCGCCGCCGCUCCCGGAGCCUCGCAGCCGCCGCCGCCACCCGGCGCCCGAGGAGAAGGCGGCGGGCGUCCCCCCGGGAAGAUGAAGGCGGAGGGGGGUGACCACUCCAUGAUCAACCUGUCGGUGCAGCAGGUCCUGAGCCUUUGGGCCCACGGGACGGUGCUGAGGAACCUCACGGAGAUGUGGUAUUGGAUCUUUCUCUGGGCUCUCUUCUCCUCUCUGUUUGUCCAUGGUGCUGCAGGAGUGUUGAUGUUUGUGAUGCUGCAGAGGCAUAGGCAGGGGAGAGUAAUCUCUGUCAUUGCAGUCAGCAUCGGAUUUCUGGCUUCUGUAACUGGAGCAAUGAUUACUAGUGCCGCAGUAGCAGGCAUUUACAGAGUAGCAGGGAAGAACAUGGCCCCCUUGGAAGCGCUGGUAUGGGGCGUUGGACAGACUGUACUGACAUUGAUCAUCUCCUUUUCAAGGAUCCUCGCUACACUUUGAGGUUUCUGUGGAAAUGACUUACUUCACAUAAAGAAACAGAUGUACAGAUUCUCUGAAAAAUGGCACUGUUAGCAAGUGGGAAUGAAAUUACACAAGAAUCUUGGAAGGAGCAGGUCGGAAUGUAAGGCCUUGAGCUGUGUGGAAAGAUUGCCCUCUGGUGUUCAAGUGAUUGCACUACCGCACUGCACCUUAUGUGCCUCCAUCCCAGGCAAGGCGAAUUACACUAUGAGAAGCUACAAGAAAAAGCACCUUGUUUAGCUGCCAAUCAGGUUAACACUGGUGUUGAAUCAUCAUUUUUAACAGUGUUGUGUUUAAGUUACAGGGACAUUUUGAAGAAUUGAUAUAUGUGCCAAAUUCUUCUUUUUUUACAAAUUGAUCAUGUGACAGUUUGCAAGUGUAGAUGUAGAUGAGUGCUGUGAACAUGUUUGACUUGAAUUCAGGUAAUGUAGUGAGAUUUUUGUUUUGUAAAGCUAAGUCCUGUAUGAGUGCUGAAUACUGAAUCAUUUAUUAUGGGAUAAAUUAUUUGAUUUUCAUUGUUGAACGUUUCUGGGAUUUAGGGCUUUAAUAUGUUUAGGCAUUGUUAUUUAAUUUAUGUGGAAAAUAAUACUUAAUGGAAAACUAGCUGAACUCUUAAGGACUCAAAGUAGAUCUAUAGGGUGCAUCCUUUUCACUCACUUAUAUAACACCCUUUUAAUAGUUUCCCUCAUACAUAAAUGUUCUAUUGAUAUAAAUUCAAAAACUUUAUGGGUAACACACACUGAUUAUAUUUCGUGUGUCAUAAAAAUAUCAUUUGAAAGUUUUCUUAUAAAUUUUGUUAGAAGUCUGAAAUGCAUGUUCUUUGACCCUCCUAAAGAAAGUUUUUGCCUUGUAUCUCGUGGAGAAAACAUCUUUAUAACUAGUAUCUCAGUGGGAUUAUAUUACUUGUUGCAAAUGUCUGGGUUUUUGACAAAAUGUAAACAAUUUUUCAUUCUGGAGUAUUAAAUAUAUUUAAGAAUGGCCUAAAUUAGGCUGUGAAAACAAAAAGCCUCAUUUGUAGAUAAGUACAGUAAGUUAUAUAGGGAGAUUAAGAAAUUCUCUUACUUUGGAUAUGUGGUAACAUACUUUCAACUAAGAAUUGGAGAAUUUAGUAAAUAAUUUUAAAAUUUGGCAGUUAUUCUCAGUAUAUCAAAACAGUACUGAAAUAUAUUUGGAUGUUUCAUUUUAGUUGUUCAGUUCUUGAUUAUUUAAGUUUAUUAGAAUGUGAGGACAUUUAUUAGAAAUGAAAAAGCCCUUAGUAUAAAAUAUUUUAAGAAGUUUUGGCAACCUAUACUUAUUUUUAAGAAUAUAGGAAGUAAGGGAAACAGAACCUGAUUGAACUUACCUUCUACUGAUAAUUUUUAGUACCAAGUACAAUUAGAAAUGUGCUAACUCAAAGGAAGAGCCAUUGCAGAGAAUAUGAAUUAAGGACAAUCCAAAAAAAAUAAUCUGCACACUCUAGCCUUGCUUUUUAUAACGUGAUAUGGUAAAAAGUAGGUUUCUAUUAGGUCCCAAAUUUAAGACCUUUGUUACCCACACUACUUUUCCUUUACCAAAUAAACAAACAAAAAAGCAAACAACCCCCCUCCCCCCAGGAAACAUAACAACUUAACAGUGAAAAAUUGGUAGGGGCAAGCGGUAGGUACUUUUACCAGUAGGGAAGCCAAAUUGGGGGAUUUUCUAAUGCUGUGGCUUAGAAAUUUGACUUAAAAAGAAAACAGCAGCUAUGCAUUCUUAGAGAUCUUUGAUCUUAAAAUUAAUUUUAUAUUAUGUAUAAUCCUGAAAUUAUUUUCAUGUGUUCUUUAUAUUUUUGAUGAUUUUCCAAUUGAAUUUAGGCAUAAAUUUUCCAAAUUGAUUUGAUUUCUCCUUUUCUGUUAGACUUGAAUUUAAUGUUCUUUCUUUACUUUGGCUAAUCUGUCAAAAAACUUAGUGUUUGAAUUCUUUGAGAGGAAUUACCAAUAACAUAUUGAAGAUAUACAAAAUGAAUAUUUUAACAUAUGGUUAUGUUACAAUUUAAGAAAGUUAUGGUAAGGUAAUAUGGAGCAUGUGGUUUAGAAUCCAAAAUCAACCAGAAAAUAACUUGGAUACAUAAAUGUAUGAAUGCAUGGACCAAAGAGAUUUAAACUCCUGUUUUUACUCUAAAAUGAAAGUAUAGCUGGAUGGUUAAUAAUUAAUUUCUAGAAUGUCCUAAUCUCAUUAUCAAGUUACUCUACAUUAUGAAUUGUGUGUGUGU
This is a messenger RNA of Pteronotus mesoamericanus, 3189 nucleotides long. It is a transcript of the gene TMEM170B, whose product is annotated as transmembrane protein 170B. Gene Ontology annotation, cellular component: plasma membrane. The coding region runs from base 321 to 941 and encodes 206 amino acids. Gene Ontology annotation, biological process: negative regulation of canonical Wnt signaling pathway. The record is from RefSeq and is a predicted model, not a curated record. The transcript is spliced from 3 exons. NCBI's taxonomy places the organism in Eukaryota, Metazoa, Chordata, Mammalia, Chiroptera, Mormoopidae.